This is a messenger RNA of Portunus trituberculatus (swimming crab), 5340 nucleotides long. Its product is annotated as proline-rich protein 36-like. The record is from RefSeq and is a predicted model, not a curated record. Gene Ontology annotation, molecular function: GTPase activity; calcium channel regulator activity; GTP binding. Bases 346 to 3048 code for a protein of 900 amino acids. The transcript is spliced from 8 exons. Lineage: Eukaryota; Metazoa; Arthropoda; Malacostraca; Decapoda; Portunidae. Gene Ontology annotation, cellular component: plasma membrane.
GUGGUUUGCAUCAGUUCCGGAUGAGGUGGGGGAACAGGGACGUGGAUUCACCCAAGCUUAAAAUACUGUGAUGUAUUUAUCGUGGUGUGAGGCUGCGUGCGGUACGACGUGUGGGCCGCAGGGCGACUCACAUGGUUGCCUCACGCUCGCCUCCCCUAGUCAUGUGGUGACCCCAUUCCCCGGCAGGUGCGCAGAGCCGUGACGGAGGCUCCUCGAGAGAACUACCUGAUAACUGGCCCUGUGGUGUUUGUGUUCGAAACCGAGUGAGGCGAAAUGGAAUAUUGAUCGGCGGGGCAUGAGCGUGACCCGGGGGCUGGGACCCCUGGCGCACCCCCCGGCCGCUCCAUGACCAGACGGCCGGAUAUACCAUUAAGAGAGUACUGCGCCAAAUAUCCGGAGACCAGGAGACGUCCACCCUCGCCACCUUUCCCUAGUGGGGUGAUGACGCUGGAGCAGGAGCGAGAUCAACCCAAGGGGGCCACCGGGGGGGAGGCAGCCCUCCCCAGCCUGCAAGCCGGCCUUUUCCUCUCCCCUGAACACACGCGCCCGGCCCUGCCCCACCUCUCCCCAAGGAGGAUGAAGCCCGGAGGCCAGCACGGGCGGCGCCCCAGGACUCCCGUGAGGCAGCACCAGGUGGACUCGGACACCUCGCUCCUGCACAGUCCCGCGCUGGAUUCGUUCACCCUCUUGGGACCCCGACCGGGACACAAGACAGGCAAGUCCCCUCGGUCUUCGCCCAUCCAGGGCCACCGAUCCCCCCUCGGUAAGAGGACGACACACGGGCCAGGGGCGGCGUCAGGGGGUCGAAGUGCAGCCAAUGGGUCAGGGCGGCGGGGCAGCGAGACGGGCGUGGCGCAGAAGCAGAAGAAAUUGGCUUGCGAAGUGGUAGUGCCGCCGCUGCCGCCCCCGCCGGACCCACGUAGCCAGGCGAGCCGCGUGCCGCCGCAACCCUCCAGCGUGGAGAGCGCCGAGAGUGUCAACCUAAUGGAUCUGUCCAGUGACACCGAGCAGAGCGCCGGCAAUGUAGACCUGGUGGUGCCGCCUACGGACAGCCAGACCAUGGAAGUAGACUUUAGCAGUGUCCCGCCCCCCACUCGGACGGCGGGCACCCCCCUCGCCUCCCCAGUGUGGGCAGCAAACACAUUAGCCUCAGCAUAUCACUCUGCCACCCCGACCACUGUUGUCUCUCCUUCAGCGGCCACCUCCACCACCCUUCCAAGUGGAAGCUUCUCGCCUCGCAGAACUUCCCCGACUGUCCUCUCGCCCGUCGUAGUGAGCAUGUCCAUCGUGGGCAGCAUGACUCCAGUAGAUACCCUUCCCCUGCUGGAACCUUCAGACACGUCAUGCGACACCUCCAUGAGCACGGGGGACACCGUCCCGCUGCUGGGCCCCGUAGUAGACGAGGAGGCAGUCCCUUCUCCGCCGGCCAACACUUUCAGCAAUAUCUCCUCCUUAGGGGCGAUACCCUUGCCCAGCGAGCCCGCUCUUACGCCGGAGCCCACCAAUUUAUGCGCCUUCGUAAGCCCCGCUCCUUCCGUGACGGGCCUCCAGAUAGCCGAGAACUCCUCACCGUCUCUUCCUAGCACUAGCACCUCCCCCAAGGCUUCGAGGGUGCUACCUCUGCUGGGCUUCUCUCCCGCGUCUCUCAGUUCCCCGGAGGCCGGCCCGGCAGAUAUCAUGGGCAAGAAGCCCAGCGCCACCUCGCCCACACAGCGCGGCGGUAUUACGUCCCCCGCGCCGCUGUCCACGCCCGACCUGCGGGUGGACAUGUUUGACGCGGACUAUCCCGGGGAGGGGUGGCGGGCGGGGGAGCGGGAGGUGGGCACGCCGCCCGUUCUGCCCUCUAGCUUCCCCGCCAUCACCCCAGAAGACCUCACGCCAGCCGAGCUACACGAGUUCGACAUGAAGUACGGGUCUCCUCACCACGCCCGCUCCCGCUCCAUCAAGUCCCUGGCGCGGCCCACCCUGCUUGCCCUGCCCCUGGAGCGGCCGCGGCUCACCUCCCUGCCAGGCAACGGAGGCGGCGGAGGCGGCGGAGGCGAUGACGACGAGGACGACUACUACCGUCUGCGGCACUUCUCCAUCACGGGGCGGCGCAUCAUCAACCGAGGAGACUCCUUCAAGUCCCGCAGGACGCGAUCCAACACCAGCGUGGCCUCCGACGCCUCGAGGGCGCUGACGUCACUAGAGGGCGGGGCCACCCUCAUUGCGUCACUGGAAGGGGCGUGUCGCUCCUUAGCACCUGGCCUGCCCCCCGCCAUCACACUCUCCUGUGACGACGUUUCCUGCUUCACGGAUGGAUGCGCGUGGUCACAUCCCUGCUCGCUGGCAACCUCGGCGGCAUCUUCUGCGGCGUCUUCGGCAGCGUCGUCGGCUUCGGAGAUGAUGACGCCGUAUCGGGUGGUGAUGCUCGGAGCGGCGGGAGUUGGCAAGACGGCCCUCGUGCACCAGUUUAUGACCUCUGAACAUAUCAACGCGUACGACAACUCCUUAGACGAGGAGUACGGAGAGCAGUCCGUCUCAGUGAUGCUGGACGGGGAGGAGUCCGAGAUUAUGUUUGUUGACCACCCCGCCGAUGAGAUGACGGUGGAAAAUUACCUCACCACAUACGAGCCUCACGCCUUCGUGGUGGUGCUAAGCGUGACGGAGCGAGCCAGCUACCUGCGGGCGGAGGAGGUUCUGCAGUACCUGUGGCGCCUGGAUGUCAUGAGCAACAAGGGCGUCAUCCUGGUUGCCAACAAGACGGACAUCGUGAGGGCGCGCUGUGUAUCGUCCAAAGAGGGAUCAAACCUGGCGGAUUCCUACGACUGCAAGUAUAUCGAGACGUCCAGUGGCUUCAAUCACCAGGUGGACGAACUACUGGUGGGAAUCUUGAAGCAGAUUCGUCUAAAGACACGACCGCCGGAGACUAAGAGGAAACGAAGCACGCGACGGAAGAAGUACCGCGGCUCCAAGACCUCGGCGAGUCUCAAGGUCAAGAGCUUCCUGACGAAGGUGUGUGGGAAGGAACCAAAGAGCAAGUCAUGCGAGAACCUACACGUCCUUUGACUCCUUCUCUUCUUCUUUGCUACCCCACGCUUAAACGGCUUCAAGGGACACCUCAUGACUUCCGUUGGGGGAGCGGCUGGGACCACACACACACAAACACACACACUCUCACACACACGUACACACACAGAGGCGAGCCACAGAGGAUUUGAGGACUCAGUGUGUUCAGGAGUCAGGAGUCCCUCUCAUACACAGGAGAGUGAGUGUUCUCCCCCACUCCUGCGUGUGCUCGCCCUGUGCUGAAUGAAGUGCUGUCUAGCGGGUGUUUUCCCCUCUCUGUUAGAAUUCAGAGACCCACUGACUCUGUGCCUCAUGGAGUAGAGAAGAGGAGGAGGAGGAGGAGGAUUGUAAUUUGUUUGGGCACGAUGGAAAGGGAAACGGAGGCCUCAGGUUUGCCUCUUGGUGAUAACGAGACCCUCAACCUUUAUUUAAUUCCUCCUUCCCUCUCCCUCCUCUCCUCCAUUCCUCCAGCCAUCCUUUACCCGCUCCCUUCCCAUUAUUUCUUCCUUCUACUCAAUCCUUCCAAUGCGUCGUUGCUCCUCGUUCUCGAUCUCCUCCAUCUCUCUCUCUCUCUCUCUCUCUCUCUCUCUCUCUCUCUCUCUCUCUCUCUCUCUCUCUCUCUCUCUCUCUCUCUCUCUCUCUCUCUCUCUCUCUCUCUCAUGUCCCCUUCGCCCUCACCCAAGCUUCCACACUCGGAUCUAUAAACAAACAUUUAUCUUCCUCUCUGACAAGUCUUCCUCGCAGUCUGGGGUGAGUUAUCGCUUCGAAGAGGUCCAAGGAAGCGCUUUUUUGACACUGAAAGGACUUGGGAAAAAAAAAUAAUUGUGCGGGGAAAUGCAUCUAAACGUGACAAAAGUGUUGGAAUCUUCUGCCUUCAGGCGUCGCCGGGAGGAGGGAUGUACAAGGCAGGGAGUAAGAAAAGAAUCAGUAUAAGAAAACUCCUAUGCUGAGUGAUACGAGUGAUAAAAAAAAUGCAUAUCAAGUGUACAUAAAAGUAAUUAAGAAACAAAAUCCCUCCUUAUUACACUCACUGUUUUGAUCUCACGAAUUAUAAACCUCGAGUGAAAAGUGUCUAAAAAAAAAAUUGAGAAGGGAUAAAAGUUACAGGCAACUACAGCAUUGUCAUAGCCCUUCCCGUACCUCUGCCAGCCCUCCCUCGUCCCCUCCGGGCUAAGAACCUUCCGUCUCCUUAAACUCCCGCAGUGGAGGCAUCAGGAAACUCCCACAACCUUCCUGGACGAGGGAACUUUGCCGGGAAAUUUCCGCAACUCUGCUCGACUCUCCCCGCGUCUGAAGGGCAUCUCGGAGGUAUAAAUAAUAGUUACUUGGUUUUACGUUAAGCUUCCUUUCCAGAACAUGUAAUCUGAUAUUCCGGUGCAGUGCUGAAGGCAAGUAUUUAAGCUCCAUCUUCUGAAACGCUUUGUUGUCUUGCCUCGCCCACUUUUAUCUCAUGAGGAAGUUAUUGAGGGUUUCAAGCGGACAUUUAAAGCUCCAGUGAUAAUCAGGAAUCUGCGUCGAUAAUGGGAAAAUAAAACAGCCAUGAGACCAUGACUAAUAACCUCUGUGGCCUCUGAAACAGUACGGGGGAGAGAGAACAAAGCGUUUCAGAAUAGGAACCUCGGAGAGCAGCUUGUUGUGAUAUCAAGCCUUAAAUGGGAAGGUAAUAUGAAGCCAAAGACAAGAGGAGGAUGUCCACCAUUACUUGUACUUUACUCAAUGCACACAAACAUUGCUUUUUUUCCCUCUAGGGUUGCCGGGGGUCCAAUAUUUUCUUCCAAGGUAGCAUUACGCCCUGCAGUGAGAGAUAAUGGUUGUGACGUCACUUGUCGAUAAGGAAAACCCGUUAUUCAGUCUCUUUUUGUGGGGUUUAUUCAGCAAAACAAAGGCUGCGUGUGUGCCAUUAAGCAGAUGCAGGCAGGCGAGAAGACACGGAGAGAGGAAGGAAAAGAUUUGAGAAUGUAAAUUAGGAGAGCAAUGGAGAAAUAGGAAAGGCACGAGCAACCAAGUAGAGAGAAAAGAAAAUGUAAAUAAGGAAAGACAAAUGUAAAGAAGAAAUGAGCGAAAGGGUGUGAGAAAGAUAUAUUAGGAAACCAAUGGAGAAUUACAAGGGAUGAACGUAAUGAAAUGGUGAAAAACACGUAAGCAUGGAAGGAAGGAAUUGUAAAAUAAAGAAAAGCGAACGAAAAUGAUGAGAAAUGUGCAAACACCGAAUAAAAGCAGAAAACUGAAGAGGAGUAGAAAUAUAUAUAUACCGAAAAAUGCGAAGGAAGGACGGAGAUAAAAGAAUGAAAC